CGUACAUGCUGCUACAUGCUAGCCCUGGAAGAGGGAAUUAGAAGUCUCAAGUAGUUUAUUUGGACUUUUCAUACUCUGUUACUAGUGUUUUUGAUGCAGAUUUCAUUGCUUGGGUUUUGUAUUGGUUUGUCCUUUGGCUGUUUCAUUUUUGAUGGUAGCUUCAAAGAAAUGGCUUGAACAGAAUAUUUUGGACUUUGCUCUGAAACCCAUCAUGCUCACUGGGUGUCUCCUGUCUAUUUUUGAACUCUCGGUGUCUGUGACGGUUGCAUAAGGUUUUGGGAGCACAUCAUUUCUCCUCGACUUUCCAACCAGGAUUCUGCAAUUAAGCUCUGAUCUUCAGUUCAGCUCCUGUGUCAUGGAUGAAACUGCUUUGUCCCUUGGAACAAUAGAUGUUUCCUAUUUAUCCACCUCAGCAGAAUGCAGUAUCAGUAGAUGUAAGCAUUCCAGUGAAGAAUGGGGAGAGUGUAACUCUAGGCCCACUCUCUUCCGAUCUGCUACUUUAAAAUGGAAAGAGACACUAUUGGGCAGAAAAAGGCCUUUUGUGGGACGAUGUUGCUACGUCUGCACUCCCCAAAGCCGGGAUAACUUCUUCAAUGCUAGUAUUCCUUCUUUGGGUCUGCGUAAUGUCAUAUAUAUCAAUGAAACACAUACAAGGUACAGGGGGUGGCUUGCGAGACGCUUUUGUUACGUCCUUUUUGUGCAAGAAAGGGAUGUUCAUAAGGGUAUGUUUGCCAAGAAUCUGACGGAAAAUGUGCUAAAUAACAGCAGAGUCCAGAAGGCCAUUGUAGAUGAAGCUUCUGAACCAAGUACUCCAGGUAGUUUUGUUCAGACAGAUCCUAAAGCUAUCAACAAAGUGAAGAAAAAAGCCAGGAAAAUUCUCCAAGAAAUGGUAGCAAAUGUGUCGCCUGCUUUAAUCAGGUUGACUGGCUGGGUGUUACUGAAGUUGUUUAACAGCUUUUUCUGGAAUAUUCAGAUCCACAGAGGUCAAAUAGAAAUGGUCAAAGCAGCAACAGAGAUGAAUUUGCCUCUUAUCUUUUUGCCUGUUCACAAAUCCCACAUUGACUACCUGCUCCUUACCUUCAUUCUUUUCUGCCAUAACAUCAAAGCACCCUACAUUGCUGCAGGGAACAAUCUCAACAUCCCCAUCUUCAGCACAUUAAUCCGCAAGCUAGGAGGAUUCUUCAUUCGUCGAAAGUUAGAUCAGAGUCCUGAUGGUCGUAAGGACUUCCUCUACAGAGCUUUGCUCUAUGUGCACAUAGAAGAAUUGUUGAGACAGCAGCAGUUUUUAGAAAUAUUCUUGGAAGGCACUCGGUCUCGCAGUGGAAAGACAUCUGGCGCUAGAGCAGGUCUUUUAUCUGUAGUAGUGGAUGCUCUCUUCUCAAAUGCUACUCCUGAUGUCCUAAUUAUACCUGUGGGAAUCUCUUACGAUCGCAUAAUUGAAGGUCACUAUAACAGUGAACAGCUGGGCAAGCCUAAGAAGAAUGAAAGUAUUUGGAGUAUAGCUAGAGGAGUCUUCAGAAUGCUGCGGAAGAACUACGGGUGUGUCAGAGUAGAUUUUGCACAACCGUUUUCCUUAAGAGAAUACGUAAACAGCCAAAGCCAAAAACCUGUGCCUGCGCCUCUUUCUUUGGAACAAGCUUUGUUACCAGCUAUACUUCCAUCAAGACCUAAUGAUACUGUGGAUGAAGGUGCAGAGGCCUCGCUGCCCAACUCCAGGGAUAUCACCAGUGAACCCUUCAGAAGAGAACUAAUAUCCAACUUGGCUGAGCAUAUUUUGUUCACUGCUAACAAGUCCUGUGCUGUGAUGUCUACCCACAUUGUUGCCUGUUUGCUGCUGUACAGACACAGGCAGGGAACUGAUCUUUCCAGGUUGGUAGAAGAUUUCUUCUCUAUGAAGGAGGAGGUCUUAGCCCGUGACUUUGACUUGGGAUUUUCAGGGAACUCAGAUGAUGUUGUCAUGCAUGCCAUCCACUUGCUGGGGAACUGUGUAAAUAUCACAAACACAAGCCGAAACAAUGAGUUCUUCAUCACUCCCAGCACAACGAUACCUGCUGUCUUUGAACUCAACUUCUACAGCAAUGGAGUACUUCAUGUAUUCAUUAAAGAGGCCAUUAUUGCCUGCAGUCUUCAUGCGGUUCAGAGCAGGAGGUACAGAAAUGGUACCAAUGGUGCUUCUCCCAGUUUGAUUAGUCAAGAACACCUGGUCCGAAAAGCUGCCAGCUUGUGUUACUUGCUUUCUAAUGAAUUUACUGUAUCUUUGCCUUGCCAGUUGAUCUAUCAAGUUUGCCACGAAUCCGUGGAAAGGCUCAUUCAAUACGGCAUUCUUCUGGUGGCCGAGCAGGAUGAUCAGGAGGACGUUAGCCCCAGUCUUACAGAACACCAAUGGAAUAAAAAACUCCCUGAGCCAUUAUCUUGGAGAAGUGAUGAGGAAGAUGAAGACAGUGAUUUUGGAGAAGAGCAGAGAGAUUGCUACCUGAAGGUGAGUCAGUCUAAGGAGCACCAGCAGUACAUCACUUUCCUGCAGAGGUUGUUGGGACCUUUACUGGAGGCAUACAGCUCUGUUGUCAUCUUUGUGCACAAUUUUAGUGGUCCUGUUUUAGAGUCUGAAUAUGUUCAAAAGUUACACAGGCACUUAAUAAGCAGGACAGAGAAGAAUGUUGCUGUGUAUGCUGAGAGUGCUACCUACAGUCAUGUGAAAAAUGCAUUGAAAGUCUUUAAGGAAAUCGGGGUUUUCAGUCAGACGACACAAAGAAGAGACACCAUUUUGGAGCUAAGCACUACGUUCCUACCUCAGCGCAACAGGCAAAGACUACUGGAAUUCAUCAUGAGCUUCAUGGUAUUAUAGACCACCUAUAGCACCUUAGUCCAGGGACACGAAGACAGGUUUUGAGACUGUGUCAAAGCCUGGGGACAUUUGCUAAUCCUUCGAAGUGUGAGGUGCCACUCUCUGGGUAAGGCCUUCUCUGACUUGAACUACUGGAAGACAAGUGCCUUCUUACGUAUACAUUUGUGGAUUUCUUACAGUCCCAAUCCUGUUGUAAUUACCGUGAUACUCACAUGACACUUUGGAUACAAGUAAUUAAACACGUUGCAAAAAAUAAGGUAAAUUAUUAAAUUAGACUUAAAAUUAAGAAUAAAGUUCUAUGUGUUAUGUUUUAACUAUACUUUUAAAGACUGUAGCAGAUGCACAAAUACACAUAUUGGUGAUCUGUAGCUAACCCUGAGUUCUUCAGUUUAGUGGCAACACAGAUUAUGGCAUAAACAAAUUAAUUCCAAUUCAGUUUUAAAUAAACGGUUAAAAAUUGCUUAGGCAGGAUAAGUAUUUCAUGGAUAAAGCCAUAGUUUUUCACAAAUGUUAACGUAAAUGCCAAAAUUCUAAUGAGAAUAACAGUUACAGACAUCUGAGAAUAAUGAUCAUGUAGCAGACGAUUGUGAGAAAUGUUGGCAGCAGGCACACCUUGCACUCUUAGAGCAGUGGUAAACUGUACUAAUCACUGCUGCCAUAAAGAAUGCGAGAGCAGCAUUCUUGUUUUUAUUAUGGUGUCUGUCAUUCAGCCAGAUAAAAGUCAGGAGACAGUUGCCUGAAUGUGAAUAUCUUGUAAAAUCUUAGAUUAUUUAAUUGAAAAAAGCUAUUAAGUUUGGGUUUGUGUUGUUUUUAAUCAAUAGGACGUCAGAUUUGUUUUUUAAAAGUGAAGACUUGAUUUGGUGAAAUAAUUGUGGCCCUAAAAAUUUCAGCAAUAACUUCCGCAGUUCUUCGGAAACAAGGGUUCAUAUUGUAUUCUGUUGUUGAGCAGGUCUAAAUUGGCAUGAAGUAGUAACCUUUAGAAACACACAAAUAUCAGAAACAAUGUACUUUUGACUCUGAUCUACAGAGUCCAAACUGACAAAUAAAAUCGUAGACCAAUUUGUGAUGAAUAAAUUCUGUCCUCUGAAACAGGACUCUGGUCUUGUGAUUUGAUCCUUUCACAUGGAGGACUUGCACUGUAGAUUUCAUCUUCAUGUGAGUGGAGAUCAGAUUGCAACUUGUAGUCCUGUAUUUUAGUACAGCUGAUCUAGCUGAAGCAAUAACUUGAUGGUAUGUGAAGCUGGUUUGUUUUGCUUGUGAAAUGUGGUUUUCCUCAUUUAGACUGCGUUCUAUUUUGGGGAAAUCGAACAUUUCGAUUACUGCAGUGUUUCACUUCAUUCUCACAUCCUGGCCUUGUGAACAGAAAAUCCCCCAAACUUCAUCACAUAGUCUCUGUUGCUUAACAUAAAUAUGGAAAAACAUACUUGAAUCCCAGCACUUGCACUGUUAAUGCCAGCACAUGACUGAUGCAGAUAAUUUGAGUUUGUGGCCAAGGAUCUUGCAUUUAUACUGCACAUAUGUCAAAAGGAAUGUUUCUGUAAAUUUUUUUAUUAAAUGCUAUUAAUAUUUUGAA
This is a messenger RNA of Melopsittacus undulatus (budgerigar), 4418 nucleotides long. RefSeq names its product glycerol-3-phosphate acyltransferase, mitochondrial (gene GPAM). Lineage: Eukaryota; Metazoa; Chordata; Aves; Psittaciformes; Psittaculidae. Gene Ontology annotation, biological process: glycerol-3-phosphate metabolic process; triglyceride biosynthetic process; phospholipid biosynthetic process. The record is from RefSeq and is a predicted model, not a curated record. Gene Ontology annotation, molecular function: glycerol-3-phosphate O-acyltransferase activity. The transcript has 21 exons. The coding region runs from base 356 to 2845 and encodes 829 amino acids. Gene Ontology annotation, cellular component: mitochondrial membrane; plasma membrane.